Messenger RNA from Ceratotherium simum simum (southern white rhinoceros), 1603 nucleotides. It is a transcript of the gene CYYR1, whose product is annotated as cysteine and tyrosine rich 1. The record is from RefSeq and is a predicted model, not a curated record. NCBI's taxonomy places the organism in Eukaryota, Metazoa, Chordata, Mammalia, Perissodactyla, Rhinocerotidae.
GCGCGGCCCGGCGCGGGCCGCCCGGGCUCCCCUCGAAGGCUCAAGGCAAUGGCCAGGUCUCCGGGCGACCCCCCUCGCGGGAGCGCUUCCCUGUGCAUCUGACCGCCCUCCAGCCCCUCCAUCCCCUCCCCGUUCCGGGCUCCCCUUUCGCUCCCAGCGCUCUCUCCAGUCUGUCUGUCGGUCUGUCCCGGCGCGCAACCUCCGGCCACCGGCUUGGAUGGACGCGCGCAGGCUGCUCGGGUGUCCAGUGGUCUUGCUUCCGAAGUUGGUCUUGCUCUUUGUCUACGCAGACGAUUGCCUUGCUCAGUGUGGAAAAGAGUGUAGAUCUUACUGCUGUGAUGGGACCACACCCUACUGUUGCUCCUACUAUGCCUAUAUUGGGAAUAUCCUUUCGGGCACAGCAAUUGCUGGCAUAGUGUUUGGAAUUGUAUUCAUCAUGGGGGUCAUUGCUGGAAUUGCCAUAUGUAUCUGCAUGUGCAUGAAAAACAACCGCGGGACCCGGGUGGGCGUCAUCAGGACCACCCACAUCAAUGCCAUCUCCUCCUAUCCUGUGGCACCACCCCCCUAUAGUUACGACCAUGAGCUAGAAUACUGUGCAGACUUGCCUCCUCCGUACUCCGCGACCCCACAGUCUUCAGCACAGCGCUCUCCACCCCCUCCUUAUCCUGGAAAUUCAAGGAAAUAAUCCUUCUCCCAGAAGAGAAUAUGUGCCAGUCAUAGAUCUUGCCCAGAAUAAAAUGCCUCUACUCGGAAACAGAACAUCCCAGAAACAGGAAAAGAUUGCUCUAAGGAAUACUCUAUUGGGCCAGGUACUACGUCAGGUGGAAUGUCCAGGCUAAGAGAUACAGGGCUUCUCCUCUACUCAGAGCUGACCCCAUCUGGAGUAUUAUGCUUGGUUGGACGGAACCACAUUUGAAGAGAUAUUCUGAUCAACGUAAGCACAUUCAGAGAAGAGUAACGAGAUAAGCAAAACAUCUGAAAAUCAUGUUGCUUAAGGAACAGAUGAAGGAAAUUGCAAUAUUGAUCCAGGAAAAGAGAAGAUUUAUGUAAGACAGGAGAAUAGCCUGGAUUACGUAAGAAACAGCUGUAUUCUGUGUGGCUUUAAAAGUCAGAACUAGAAUUGUUCAUUCUUUCGUUGGUCAAUAAAUGGAGAUCAAGUGCCUGAGGGCCUACUCUGUGCCUUACGCUGUGUGACGCACUGGUCGGAAGUUACAAGGGGGAACUUUGGUUUAUGAGAAAGAGCACCUGGAGCUUUCUUACUGACUAGAUUGCUUUGUGAAGCUCCCUGUUACCAAGACUUCAGACAGAACCUGGCUCACUAUCUGGUAGAGACAUGCUCUAGAAGGGAUAGCUAAAUCAAACGGUAGAUGGGUCCAUUAGGCCCCAAAAGUUCUGGUCAUGUCUUAGGUAGAUGUGAAGUGAAUUUCUGUGCCUCCCAGGAUGAAAACAACGGGAAUAGUUGCAUCUUACCUAUUUAAUUUGAGAGUUAAAACAGGAUCAGAGGGACUCACUAGAUGCUUGAAACCAAGAACUCUUCAAUGCUAGCUACUGCCGCCUAAAAAUCAUCUGAUUUAGUGUGUUAUGACCAAGGUCAUUCCAAUUG